Molecule: messenger RNA, 13000 nt
Organism: Periophthalmus magnuspinnatus
Lineage: Eukaryota; Metazoa; Chordata; Actinopteri; Gobiiformes; Gobiidae
Gene: dnah2
Product: dynein, axonemal, heavy chain 2
Exons: 84
Coding region: 59-13000 (4313 amino acids)
Biological process (GO): microtubule-based movement
Cellular component (GO): dynein complex
Molecular function (GO): dynein intermediate chain binding; ATP hydrolysis activity; minus-end-directed microtubule motor activity
Source: RefSeq, a predicted model, not a curated record
GACAGAGGACAAGCUGACUGCACUGGACACCUACAUUCAUGACACCUCUAUCAGAACUAUGGUGGUGUACUUGGAUUCUAAUAAGGAUCUAAAAGUGAAAUUGUCCGUGCCAUCACAGAAUGCUGAUCUGGCCUACUUUAUCCGAGUCCCAGGAGCCCUCAUCACCCCAGAGACGUUUGACUGUGUGGUGCAGUUUGGCACGAUGCACAGCGGGCCCAAGAAGGCACUGCUGCAGCACAUGGUGGGUUCACAUGCACCUCUCAUUUCCGUAACCUCUAACUGGGAGAAGAACAUGAAGGAUCACUACAUCAACAACUUGCACUGCCUACUCGCCGAUCUCACAGAUGAAGUGUACAAAGAUGUGGACAGUACAGUGCUGUACAUCCCACUGGAGGGCCUCCAGUGCAGUCCUGAGGAGGCAGGCAAAGACAAGAAGCUUGUGCAGAGAAUGGAAACUAUCAUGAUCCACUGGACAGAUCAGAUCAAGAAAAUACUAAAUGAGCAAGAAAUCACCAAAAUGAGUGACUCAUGCGGCCCCCUGCAGGAGAUCAACCUGUGGAGAAGCCGCGCUGCUAAGUUAUUGGACAUCAGCCAGCAGCUUCAGAAACCUGGGGUCAAACAAAUCCAGAGCAUCCUGCAGCUGUCCAAGUCUCUGUACGCUCAGCGCUUUUCCAAACUGGUCCAUGAAAUCCAGAACUGCUCUGUGCAGGCCCAGUCCAACCUGUCCUUCCUGUCCAUACUGAAGGAGCCCUGUGAGGAGCUAGCCACUCUUAGACCCAGUCAGGUGCUUCCAAAGCUGCAGCACAUUAUACACCUCAUCCGUGUCAUCUGGAACAACUCACAGUACUACAACACCAGCGAGCGCAUCACUGGCCUCUUCCACAAGGUGUGUGACUGCCAGCACCAGUUUGCCCGAUGGGAGGAUGGUGAGCAGAGGCCCCUGCCCUGCUUUGGUGGCUGUCAAGGUCCAGAGUUCACUCGUUCUCUUCUGGAUUUAGAGGGGAAGUUCCACCAGGGGCUGCAAAACCUGCACUCUGUGGGCAAAGGCAUCCUGGAUGUGAAGGAUGCUUCAUGGAGAGUGGAGUUCACCAGGUUUGGAGCAAUGAUCAAGGACCUAGAAGUGACGGCACAGAAUCUCAUCAGUUCUGUCUUUAAAACAGUCAACACUGUAGAGGGGGGGGUGAGGAUGCUUGACAUCUUUAGGCCAAUAUCAAGUCGAGAGGCCAUCAAACGCACUACAGAGGAGAAAUAUGAACAAGUGUACAACAUUUUCAGUAAAGAGUUAAAGAUGGUGAACAAGGAGCUAAACCAGGGUAUGAGGAGCUCCCAUCACCACAUGCCUCAAGUCAUAUGCCAAGUUUACUGGCUCAGAUCGCUCAAACAGAGGCUGAUGAGGCCUAUGGAGGUGCUUCAGAAAGCCUACUUCAUGCCAGGGUCGUACAGCCGGAAGCAUGUGCUGGUCAUGUACAGCCAAAUGGUGCAGGUGCUGGAUGAGAUGAUGCGCAGGAGCUUCAGUGACUGGACUCAGGGCCUGGAUGGACAGUCCUUCACCAAACUCGAGCAGACUCUGAUGGCACGCUCCAAAGACCACAGUGGGUGCUUGGAGCUCAACUUUGAUACGAGCUUGUGGAUGCUGCUCUCAGAGGUUCAUUACUGGGAACGUCUGAAGUUUGAGAUCCCUCAGAGUGUGUCGGACAUUUACCGUGACAAAGCGGACUAUAGGAGCCUGAAGGAAAGAGUACUGCUUCUUAUUCGAUGCUACAACAGCAUUAUCGGAAUGCUUUCCCCCAUUGAGCGUGAGCUGUUUCGUGAUCGGAUAGAUUUCCUUGAUCGAAAGUUUCAGCCAGGCCUGUCCAAACACACGUGGCUGUCCAAGGGAGCAUCUAAUGUGUUUGUGCGGGAAUGUAUGGUUCAUGUGGACAAGGUGCACAGUAUUGUGGAGGGAUAUAAAUUAUCCAACAGGUCUAUCUCCAACCUCUGCUGUGAGAUCAGUGAAGCACUGUUGGUUCAACUGGAUGGGAAGACAGUUUACAGGAACCUGGACUUUGAGCAUAACCAGAGUACUCACCAGAAGAGCCAGCUCCAAAUUCUACAAUCAGCACACCAACAAAUAGUCCACAUAAUGACUGACAUCUAUGAGAUAUUUGCCCAAGAUGGACCUGCAGUGCAGGAGCAGUGGUGUGCCUUCACAGAGAAAGUCGAUCAUCUGAUAGAGGAGGCUCUGAGAGGCAACGUUAAGAACUCUAUCCAAAAGUUGGCCAAGGCUAUCAACGGAGACAGCAAGACCACACCCAACCCUCUGUUUAAAAUCUUGGUCACUCUGAGUCAAAAGAGCUCCCAGAGUCCGCCCAAGGUGGAAUUCUCUCCCACACUGUUCAAGCUAGCCCAACUCGUGAACAUUCUACCUCCUAUCUUAGAAAUCAUCUCCGGGUUUAAACGACUGCCUGAUCUUCUGAACCUCAAGAGCUCACAACAGACUCCCAUACAUGUCAAACUAGAGCAAGAUGAGGAGAUAAAGAAGAUCCAAGCAGUGAUUGCCACAGGGAUGAGCUCUAAUGCAAGCCAUCUUCAGGCCUAUCUCCAAACAUGGGACAAGUACAGAGAAAUCUGGGAGAUCAACAAAGACUUGUACAUCCAGGACUACAACAGAUACAGCCCGCCCAGCACUUUUGACAAAGAUAUCAAUGGGUACAAAGAGAAGGCAGGGAUCGUGCAGCAGGAGGAGACUGUGGUCAAUGUGCGCUUUGUCAUCCUGGACUGUUCCCCUCUCAAGUCGGCCCUGGUGCAGCACUGCAACGAGUGGCAAACCAAACUCACCAGGCUCCUGUGUGACAUCGCCACUACAAAACUCAAGGAGCUUCACACCUCCCUGCACGACAACGUCAAGAGACUUAAGCGUGUUCCCCAAACACUGGAAGAACUUGGUGAGAGCCUGAAUCUCUUGAACUCCCUAAAGAAUGAUUUGCCAAAGAUGGAGGCUCAGAUCCCUGUAAUCCAAGAACAGUUUGCCCUGUUGGACAAGAACGAGGAGCCACUGGAACAGGAGGUGCUGGACCUGCGUGAGGUGCUGAAUGAGGAGUGGGUGUGGUUUCAGCAGGCUCUCAUUGACUGUGACGCCACCCUUCAGAAGGACAAGGAGAAGUUCAAGCACAGUCUCAUGAUCUCAUUUGAGGAAUUCAAGAAGAAGAUUCAGAGUGUUAUUCAGGACUUCAACAGCACAGGUCCCUUUGAAAGUGUGCUGAGCUGUGAGAUGGCUUUAAGGGUGGUAGAACAACACCGUGCUCUGCUGGAAGUGCUGAAGCAGGAGGAGAAUAUCAUUAUAGGCGGUCUGGGCUUCUUCACCAUAGAGCAGCUCCCAUCCAAAAGUAUUAUUGCACUGGAAAAGGACAUAGACUACAUUCAGCAGGUGUGGGAGAUUGCAGACGACUGGAAUACCAAGUGGAACAUGUGGAAGGACGGACAGUUUGCCACUCUUCAGACAGAGAGCAUGGAGAGCACAGCACAGGACAUGUACAAGAAGCUCCAUAAACUGCAGAGAGAGCUCAAGGACAAGGAUUGGAACAUAGUGUCCUUCUCAAAGAACAAGAUUGAGCAGUUUAAGAAGAUUAUUCCUCUUAUUUCUGACCUCAGGAAUCCAGCCAUGAGAGACAGACACUGGACGCAGAUCCAUGAGGAGCUGCAGUGUCAGUUUGACCACACCAGUCCAGACUUCACCAUGGAGAAGAUCAUCUCCUUGGGCUUUGACAAGUUUGAUGACAGGAUCUGUGAGAUCUCUGGAGCUGCCACCAAAGAGCUCUCGAUUGAGCAGGGUCUAGAAACCAUCUCAAAGACAUGGGAGGAGAUGCUCCUGGACAUUAUACCAUACAAGGAGAUCUACUACCGGCUCAGAGGAACAGAUGAGGUUUUCCAAGCACUUGAGGACAACCAAGUGAUCCUGUCCACAAUGAAAGCGUCUCAUUUUGUUAAAGCAUUUGAAAAAGAAGUGGACUCUUGGGAACGCCGGCUUAGCCAUAUCAUGGAAGUCACCGACAUGAUACUGAUUGUGCAGCGCCAGUGGAUUUAUCUGGAGAAUAUUUUCCAAGGCAAAGACAUCCACGAGCAGCUUCCCUCUGAGAGUAAGAAAUUCCAGCAUCUGAGUUUGAGCUGGAAGACCAUAAUGGGCCGUCUGCACGAAAACCGCAACACUCUGCAGGGAACACAUCACCCGGGUCUGCUGGAGACACUAACAGACAUAUGCGGGCAGCUGGAAGACAUCCAGAAGGCCUUGGACAUGUACCUGGAGACCAAGAGGCAGAUCUUCCCCAGGUUUUACUUUCUUUCUAAUGAUGACGUGCUGGAGAUCCUGGGACAAUCACAGAACCCUGAGGCCAUGCAGCCUCACCUCAAGAAGUGCUUUGACAACAUCAAGAGUCUGAAGAUGGAGAAGGUGACAGGCUUUUCCAAAAAACUAGAAGCUCUGGGCAUGUUCUCUGCUGACGGAGAGUAUAUCCCCUUCAGCCUGACUCCGUCCCUGGAAAAGCCUGUGGAGUUGUGGCUCUGUGACAUUGAGAGAGUGAUGCGUGUCACUCUGAAAGACAGCCUGAACAACUGCCUCCUGGUCCUGAAGAAGAUGUUAGCUCAGAGGGAUAAAUGGGUCAGAGACUGGCCUGGACAGAUACUCAUCACAUCAAGUCAGAUCCAGUGGACUGCUGAUGUGACUAAAGCUCUCAUCACUGGGGAAGAACAAGGUGACAAGUCUUCUCUCAAGUCAAUGAAGAGAAAACAGAUCUCCAUGCUUCAAAACUAUUCUGAGCUGAUCCGGGGGAACCUGUCCAAAGUGCUGCGUCUGAAAGUGGUUGCCCUGGUUACAAUAGAAGUCCAUGCCCGCGACGUCAUUGAUAAGCUGGCCAAAGCAGGCUGCAAUGAUGUCAACGCCUUUGAAUGGCUCUGCCAGCUACGACUCUACUGGGAAAAGGAUGUGCAUGACUGCAUAAUUCGACAAACCAACACAUACUUCAGAUACGGAUAUGAAUAUCUGGGGAACUCUGGGCGUCUGGUUAUCACCCCACUCACAGACAGGUGUUACAUGACUCUGACCACUGCUCUGCACCUUCACCGCGGCGGCUCUCCUAAAGGCCCAGCGGGCACAGGCAAAACUGAAACUACCAAGGACCUGGGCAAAUCUCUGGGCCAGUAUGUCAUAGUGGUCAACUGCUCUGAAGGACUGGACUACAAAUCUAUGGGACGCAUGUACUCUGGCCUGGCACAGACAGGAGCGUGGGGCUGCUUCGAUGAGUUUAACCGUAUUAACAUUGAGGUGCUGUCCGUGGUGGCUCAGCAGAUCCUCUCCAUCCUUUCUGCUCUGUCGGCCACACAAUCCAACUUCAUCUUUGAGGGACAGAACAUCAGGCUGGUGCCCACCUGUGGCAUCUUUAUCACUAUGAACCCUGGAUAUGCUGGCCGGACUGAACUUCCCGAUAACCUCAAGUCCAUGUUCAGACCCAUCUCCAUGGUGGUGCCUGACUCCACCCUCAUUGCUGAAAUAAUACUCUUUGGAGAGGGCUUCAACAACUGCAAGCUCCUGGCUAAGAAGGUCUUCACGCUGUACUCACUGGCCAUGCAGCAGCUGUCCAAACAGGACCACUAUGACUUUGGGCUACGUGCUCUCACCUCUCUACUGCGAUAUGCUGGGAAUAAACGCCGCGUCUGUGCCACUUUGCCCGAUAAUGAGGUGCUGCUGAUGGCUAUGAAAGAUAUGAAUAUAGCUAAAUUGACCUCUGCAGAUCUGCCCUUGUUCAGUGGCAUUAUUCAGGACCUGUUCCCUGCUGUGGAAACACCUGUUCUUGACUAUGGAAAGCUGGAAGAGGCCAUAGACAUACAGCUGCGUCAGUGUGGACUCCAGGUGACUCCCUUCACCAUGACCAAAGUGAUCCAGCUGUAUGAGACCAAGAACUCGCGUCAUUCAUCCAUGCUGGUGGGAAAGACCGGCAGUGGCAAGACGGUCACCUGGAGAGUCCUACAGAGCGCACUCACUGCCCUCUGCCAGAAGAAGGUCCCAGGCUAUCAGGCUGUACAUGGUUACCCUCUGAACCCCAAGUCUGUCAGUCUGGGAGAGCUGUACGGAGAGAAUGACCUGUCAACCAACGAGUGGAGCGACGGGGUGCUCUCGUCUCUCAUGAGAACAGCCUGUGCAGAUGAGGAACCAGAUGAGAAGUGGAUAGUGUUCGAUGGGCCUGUGGACACUCUGUGGAUCGAGAGUAUGAACUCAGUUAUGGAUGACAAUAAGGUGCUGACGCUCAUUAACGGAGAGAGGAUAUCUAUGCCUGAACAGGUAUCUCUCCUUUUUGAGGUGGAGAAUCUGGCUCAGGCCUCGCCAGCCACGGUGUCCCGCUGUGGUAUGGUCUACAACGACUACACAGACCUGGGAUGGAAGCCUUUUGUGCAGUCUUGGCUCGACAAGCGGAAGAAGGCUGAGGUGGAGCAUCUGAAACCCUUGUUUGACAAAUAUGUUGAGCCCACACUGAUCUUCAAGAAGAACAACUGCAAAGAACUGAUUCCUAUCAAUGAGCUGAAUGGAGUCAUCUCUCUGUGUCGCCUUUAUGACUGUCUGGCCACGUCAGAAAAUGGAAUAAAUGUUUCAGACACAGAAAACUUGGAGCGCAUGGUAGAGCUGUGGUUCAUUUUCAGUCUCAUCUGGUCCAUCGGCGCCUCGGUCAAUGAGGAUGGACGCAAGAAGAUAGACAACUUUCUGAGGGAGCUGGAGGACACCUUCCCCAUUAAGGACACAGUUUACGAGUACUGUGUGGACACCAAAAGCAAAGCAUGGAUGCCUUUUGAGGAAAAGCUUACUAAAGGGUGGCGAUACAAUGCAAAUGCUCCAUUCUAUAAGAUCAUGGUGCCCACGGUGGACACGGUGAGGUACAACUUCCUGGUGAGGGCUCUGGUGAUGGGGCGGUACCCGGUGCUACUCUCUGGGCCUGUGGGCACUGGAAAGACCUCUGUAGCCCAGAGCAUACUGCAGGGCUUAGACAGCUUCAAGUGGGACACCUUCACUAUCAACAUGUCCUCACAGACCACUUCUAAUAACAUCCAGUCGAUUAUUGAGAGCCGACUGGAGAAGAGGACAAAGAGUGUGUUCAUGCCGAUGGGGGGUAAGCAUCUGCUGUGUUUCCUGGAUGACCUGAACAUGCCUGCGCUGGACCUAUUUGGCUCCCAGCCUCCUCUGGAGCUGCUGCGCCACUGGAUUGACUACAGCUUCUGGUAUGACCGCCAGAAGCAGACGCUCAAGGUGGUCAAGGACAUGUUCUUGCUGGCUUCCAUGGGUCCUCCUGGUGGAGGCAGGACUCAGAUCUCCAGCCGUCUGCAGAGUCGCUUCAACCUCAUCAACAUGACCUUUCCCAGUGAAUCCCAGAUCACGCGCAUCUACGGCACCAUGAUUAACCAGAAGCUGCAGGAGUUUAUAGAGGAGCUGAAGCCCAUUGGAACUGUGCUGACCCAGGCCACCAUCGAGCUGUACCUUGCCGUGUCCUCCAAGUUCCUCCCCACACCAGCCAAGAUGCACUACCUCUUCAACCUCAGGGACAUCUCCAAGGUUUUCCAGGGUUUAUUGCGAGCCCAUCCAGACUUCCAUGAUUCCAAACAGAACAUGGUCAGACUGUGGAUUCAUGAGUGUUUCAGGGUCUUCUCAGACAGGCUGGUAGAUCACAGUGACUUGGAGACCUUCACUGGCUUGCUGUCUGACAAACUGGCCUCACUCUUUGAUCUCACAUACCACAACAUAUGCCCCAAUAAACAACGCACUGUGUUUGGUGAUUUCCUGAGCGACCCUCCUGUAUACGAAGAUCUUCUGGACAUAAAAGCUCUGAAGGCCUUUAUGGAGACCCAGCUGGAAGACUACAACCUGACCCCCGGAGUUGUGCCAAUGAAGCUGGUGCUCUUCAGCGAUGCCAUAGAACACAUAACACGGAUCAUGCGUGUCAUCAGCCAGCUGAGGGGCAACAUGCUGCUGGUGGGCAUCGGGGGCUCAGGGAGGACCAGCCUGUCUAAACUAGCAGCUUUUAUCUGCGAGUACCAAGUCUUCCAGGUGGAGGUGACCAAGCAGUACCGCAAACAGGAGUUCAGAGAAGAUAUCAAAAAACUUUAUCGGCUGAGUGGUGUGAACAACAAACCCACAGUAUUCCUCUUCAACGACACACAGAUUGUGGAUGAGUCCUUCUUAGAGGACAUCAACAACAUCCUGAGCUCUGGAGAGGUGCCCAAUCUGUACAAGCAAGACGAGUUUGCCGAGGUGUGCACAGCUCUCUUAGACAGUGCCAGGAAGGAGAACGUAGUAGAGACAACUGACUCCCUCUUCAGUUUCCUGAUUGAACGAGUAAGGAACAACCUGCACAUAAUCCUGUGUAUGAGUCCAGUUGGAGAGCCUUUCAGGAACCGCAUCCUGCAAUACCCAGCACUGGUGAACUGCACCACCAUCGACUGGUUCUGUGACUGGCCCAAUGACGCUCUGCUGGAGGUGGCAGAGAGAUACCUGACCGGAAUGGACCUGGGCUCUGUCAAAGGGAUUCAGACAAAAGUGGCCAGUAUUUUUGUUAUGAUCCACCAGUCAGUCGAACACAUCUCCAGAAAAAUGAAGCUGGAGCUAAGAAGACACAACUACGUGACCCCAACAAACUACUUGGAGCUGGUUUCUGGAUACAAGAAACUUUUAGCAGAAAAGCGCAAGGAGUUGGGAGACCAGGUGAGCAAGCUGCGUAACGGCCUGUUCAAGAUCAGCGACACAGGGAACAAGGUGGAGGUGAUGUCCGUAGAGCUGGAAGAAGCCAAGAAACAGGUGGCAGUGUUCCAGGAGCAGUGCGAUGAGUUCCUCACCAUCAUCAUCCAACGGAAGGCUGAGGCCAACCGGCAGCAGCAGGCGGUAACCUCUAACAGUGAGAAGAUAGCAGCAGAGGAAGUGCAGUGUAAAGCCAUGGCAGACAACGCACAGAGAGACUUGGAUGAGGCACUCCCUGCUCUGGAGGAGGCCAUGAAGGCCCUGGAGUCUCUGAACAAAAAGGACAUGACAGAGAUCAAGUCGUACGGGCGUCCUCCUGCGUUGGUGGAGACGGUGAUGCAGGCAGUUAUGACUCUGCUGGAGAAGGAGCCUACAUGGGCUGAGGCCAAGAGGCAGCUGGGUGAGGGCAACUUCAUUAAGACGCUGGUGAACUUUGAUAAGGACAACAUCUCAGACCGUGUGCUGAAGAAGAUUGGACAGUACUGUAAGCAGCCAGACUUCGAGCCGGACAUCAUUGGCAAAGUGUCACUUGCUGCUAAGUCCUUGUCCAUGUGGGUCAGAGCCAUGGAGGUUUACGGACGCAUAUACAGGGUGGUGGAGCCUAAGCGAGCCCAGUUAAAAGCAGCCAUGUCCCAGCUGAGGGAGAAACAGGCCGCUCUGGCUGAGGCACAGAAUAAACUAAAGGAGGUGGCAGAUGAGCUGGAUGAAUUGAAGAAACAGCAUGCAGAGAAGCUGACCAUGAAGGAGAACUUGAGGAAGAAAUCCGAGGACAUGGUGGUGAAAUUGGACCGUGCAGACAAACUGGUGACAGGGCUGGCAGGAGAGAGAAUCCGCUGGGAGGAGAGAGCCACUGGGCUGGAGAAGUGCAUAGGGUAUCUCAUAGGAGACAGUUUACUCGCUGCCUCCUUCCUUUCCUACAUGGGUCCAUUUUUAUCAAACUACAGAGAUGAACUGCAGGGCAUCUGGUUGAAGGAGAUUUGGAACUUGGAAAUUCCCUGCUCUCCUGGCUUUAGUUUUGCUGUUUUCUUGUCCAAGCCCACAGCCGUACGGGACUGGAACAUUCAGGGGCUGCCCUCCGAUGCUUUCUCCACUGAGAAUGGGGUUAUUGUCACUCGGGGAAAUCGAUGGCCGCUGAUGGUUGAUCCACAAGGUCAGGCUCUGAACUGGAUUAAGAACAUGGAACUGAAAAAGGGUUUGAAAAUCAUAGACUUCCAGAUGCCAGACUACCUGCGGGUUCUGGAGAAUGCCAUCCAGUUUGGAAACCCAGUCCUACUGCAGAAUGUUCAGGAUGAUUUGGACCCUUCUCUAAACCCUAUCCUCAACAAGUCUUUGACCCGGAUAGGUGGAAGGUUACUGAUGAAGUUAGGUGACAAAGAGAUCGAAUAUAACCCUGACUUUCGUUUCUACAUUGCCACCAAACUGUCCAACCCACACUACACCCCUGAGACUUCAACAAAGACCACCAUUGUAAACUUUGCUGUCAAAGAACAGGGUUUGGAGGCUCAGCUGCUGGGUAUUGUGGUUCGAAAAGAGCGUCCAGAGCUGGAGGAACAGAAGGACUCUUUAGUGAUCAGCAUUGCCUCAGGCAAACGCAGCCUGCAGGAGUUGGAGGAUGAGAUUUUAAGGCUUUUGAACGAGGCAUCCGGCUCUUUGCUGGACGACGUGCAGCUGGUCAACACUCUGCAGACAUCUAAAGUGACUGCCACAGAGGUCUCUGAGCAGCUGGUGACUAGUGAGACCACCGAGGUUGCCAUCGACUCUGCCAGAGAGGCAUAUCGACCAUGUGCACAACGAGCCUCCAUCUUGUUCUUUAUUCUAAAUGACUUGGGCCACAUUGACCCCAUGUACCAGUUUGCCUUGGACGCCUAUAUCAGCCUGUUCAACAUUAGCUUAGAGAAGAGCAAACGCAGCCACAAGCUAGAGGAGAGGAUCGCCAACCUCAAUAACUACCACACUUAUGCAGUCUACAAGAACACAUGCCGCGGUCUGUUCGAGGCGCACAAGCUGCUCUUCAGCUUCCAGAUGUGUGCCAAGAUCCUGGAGGUGUCUGGCAAACUCAACAUGGAUGAGUACAGCUUCUUCCUCAGAGGAGGCCUGGUCCUGGAUAAAAAGGAUCAGAUGUAUAAUCCAUGCACCAAUUGGCUGCAGGACUCAGCCUGGGACAACAUCACCACACUGGACAAGCUGCCAAACUUCCAUGGCAUCACAGCUUCUUUUGAACAGAAGCCCAAAGAGUGGCACAAGUGGUUCACCAGUGCAGAGCCCGAGAACGCUACACUGCCCGGCGAGUGGCAGGAGAACUGUAACGAGUUCCAGAAGAUGCUGAUUGUGCGCUCCUUACGUCAGGACCGUGUGUCCUUCUGCGUCGCUUCCUUCAUCUGUAAAAACCUUGGCUCUCGCUUUGUUGAGCCGCCUGUGCUGGACAUGAAGGCUGUGGUUGAGGAAUCCACUUGCAGGACUCCUCUGAUCUUCGUCCUGUCUCCUGGAGUGGACCCCACAGGAGCGCUGCUGCAGUUGGCCGAGUCAUCUGGCAAAAGCAGCCAGUUCCACGUGCUGUCCCUGGGUCAAGGACAGGCUCCCAUUGCCAAAAGGAUGAUCACAGAUGGUGUCAAGAAUGGUCACUGGGUGUUCCUGGCCAACUGUCACCUGUCUCUGUCGUGGAUGCCAGAGCUGGACAAACUGGUUGAGCAGCUGCAGGUGGAGGAGCCUCACCCAGACUUCAGACUGUGGCUGAGCUCGUCUCCUCACCCCGAGUUCCCCAUCACCAUCCUGCAGGCAGGCAUCAAGAUGACCACAGAGCCUCCGAAGGGCGUGAAGGCCAACAUGAAGCGUCUGUACCAGCUGGUGACAGAGGCACAAUUCAGCCACUGCUCCAGACCAGCAUUCUACAGAAAGCUCCUCUUCUCCCUCUGCUUCUUCCACAGUAUUCUGCUGGAGAGGAAGAAGUUUCUGCAGCUUGGAUGGAACAUUGUUUAUGGCUUUAAUGACUCUGACUUUGAGGUGAGUGAGAGUUUAUUGAGUCUGUACCUGGACAAGUAUGAAGAGAUUCCCUGGGACACGCUAAAGUACCUCAUAGCUGGGGUUAACUACGGAGGUCAUGUGACAGACGACUGGGACCGGCGCCUGCUCACUACGUACAUCAAUGACUACUUCUGUGAGGCUGCCGUCCAACAGCCAUUCUUCCAGUUGUCAUCCCUGCCUUCCUACUGCAUCCCUCAGGACUGCUCUCGGGCUUCCUGUGUUGACUUCAUCAGUAACCUCCCUGCCACAGAGCACCCAGAGGUGUUUGGACAGCACCCAAAUGCGGACAUCGCCAGUCAGAUUGCAGAGACGCGCACACUUUUUGACACCCUGCUCUCCCUGCAGCCUCAGGUCAGCAGCACAGGGGCAGGGACCAGCAUGACAAGGGGCAGCCGAGAGGACCGGGUGCUGGAGCUGCUGGGUGAAGUGAGCACAGAAAUCCCGGCCUUAGUGGACUAUGACCAUGCCAAAGCAAUGCUGAAGGACAACCUCACCCCUCUGAACGUGGUGCUGCUGCAGGAGAUUCAGAGAUACAACGCCCUGCUCAACACCAUCACUUCAUCCAUCAUCAAACUACAGAAAGGCAUCAAAGGGGUAGUGGUGAUGUCUCCCCAUCUGGAGGAGACCUUCAACUGUAUCUAUGACGUUCGUGUGCCCCCCCUGUGGGAGAAGGCGUACCCGUCCAUCAAGCCCUUAGCAGCCUGGACUAGAGACCUGUGCCAGCGCGUGGCUCAGUUUGCCUCCUGGGCUGGGACCACCGUUCCCCCCACACUGAUCUGGCUGCCCGGUUUCACAUUCCCCAACAGCUUUCUGACUGCUGUGCUGCAGUCCGCUGCCCGCCAACACAACAUCUCUGUGGACACUUUGUCCUGGGAGUUCAUCGUGUCCACUGUGGAGGACAGCCACCUGCUGCAACCACCCAAGGACGGAGUGUACAUCCGCGGCCUGUACCUGGAGGGGGCUGGCUGGGACAAGACUAACUCAUGCCUGGUGGAGGCUGAGCCCAUGCAGAUGGUGUGUCCCAUCCCCACCAUCCACUUCAAACCUGUGGAGCGCCGCAAGAAGAUGGCCAAAAGCAUGUACCUGUGUCCCUGUUACUACUUCCCGGUCCGCUCAGGGAAAGGUGGCCGGGCUGCGUUUGUGGUGGGAGUGGAGCUCAAGUCUGGAUCGGCUCCUGCGGACCACUGGAUCAAGAGAGGGACCGCCCUGCUCCUGAGCCUGGACAGCUGA